UCCUAGAUAUCUUUUACUGGGACUGACUAUGGGUGUGUAGUAGAGGCUCACAGGUCAAAGCUGUCAGAUUGACUUAAACCGAUCAUGCUGUCUUAAAGAAUUUUUCAGUCCAAAAACACCCAAGAAUAGCGAUAAAGCGAUCUCCUCUUUGGUGGUAAUAAGCGACUUGUGGCGGUAAUCGCGCCCGAUGAAGGCUAUAAGUUCUUUCAAAGAGGCGCGUUAAUGAUCUAACAAACGGUAGGCCCGAUUUGUGUCUUUUAAAUCAUUAGGCACGUACGUCGUCUAGAGUAACUUUAUGUGAUAAACACGCCAAAACCCGUCGAGCCUCCGUGAAAAUGUCCUUCUGUUUGCAAUUCACAUCGAACUUGCUUCAAUAAAUACAUCACAAGGUAAAUAGUGUUUAGAAAUUGGUCGUUGUUGCUUAUCGUUCGAACGGAUUUAUUACAGCGGAUGUCGAGAAAUGCAGAAAAAGGUUAUACGAAAUAGCUGAUCUCUCCGUAGCCGUUCAGAUAUCGCCAUCACGAUCGCGGGAUUCAUGACUGCAUUAGUCAGAGCUGUUGUUCGUUCCCGCGCUAGCCAUAGAAAUUGUUUAAUUGGUCUAAUUUAAGGCUUGAUGGCACGUUCGAUCAAUAAUCUGCGCCUAAUAUUCCUUUCAUUGAAAUAAUGAAAAAAAUAGUUAACUCAAAGCAUCCUAAUAUAAUUUGACAUCAAUAGACUAAAUAUGGAGAGCUUUAGCUCAACCUAUAUGUUUUCCAAUUAAGAAAUAAAACUUCCUUGUUAUUUUGGUAUGUUUUUCUCAUGUUAAUGUAGGUAUUAAAGUAAUUGAAGCAUUGACGGUACAAGUGAAAUUCUCACAAGGCCAGAUGUGUAGCCAGAGGAUCAUUUUCAAGACAGAACCAACAAGCACGACUAACAUCACAAACACCACACAACCGUGCAACAUGAUGACACUAGAGUCUCUCAUCACUUGGACGACAAUCUACAUCAUGGUUGGUCUUUUUGUGAUCUUUUUCAACUCGCUGGUUUUGUUGUCWUUCUUCAAAAACAAGUCCUUGCGCACGCGCACAAACUACUUCAUAGCUAGUCUAGCCUGGGCUGACUUUCUAGUUGGCGCCGUCUCUAUCCCGGGCUGGCUAGUGAUCAUAGUAACRAAAUGUAACGGGAACUCGUUAAUAGGAAAAAUAUGGACAGCAUUUGACAUGCUAGCGGGAAUAGGCUCCAUAUUUCACCUUAUGGCUCUGAGCUGGGAUAGACUUUGYGCCAUWGUAUGGCCUCUCCGACAUCGUCUCUACUCUAGACGCAAGUACAUUUUCAUCUUAUGCAUGGUGUGGGGCUUUUCAACUGUUAUUUCUGGACUAUCUGUAAUCGGCAACGAGAGAAAUACAAAAGCUUACAAUGUAUCGGUAAUUGUACUUUGCUUUUUCGUACCAUUAAUMGGGAUCGUAGUGGCACAAGGAACCAUCUUUUAUAGGAUUCACCAGGGUGGACACCGUAGCGAACAGCGCAGUAGCCGUCACAUUAAACGAGAAAUACGAGCUGCUAAGACCAUAUCUAUAAUGAUAAUGCUUUUUGUGAUUGGAUGGCUACCAUUUUUCACGAUUUCGCUGUUAAAUUACAUCACAAAGGUAACAACGUCCUAUCAUGCCAUCAUGGCGGUCAAGUUUCUGCAGUACUCUAAUUCCUUCUUUAAUCCUGUCCUCUACGCGCAAAAGUUUCCUGAAUUUCGCAAGGCGUAYGUUGCCAUGUUAUGCGCUUGUUGUAAGGAUAARAAAGAACUGUUUAAAAAUAGCCAGAAUCCAAGCUGUACUUAUUACCGAACGGGAACCUACCGAACUGUAGUYGUGCGUUCACCAAAAUACAGCCAAAGAUUUAACUAUGAAMAUACUCCUAACAGCAGCUCAAGGGCGCCAUCACCGUCCAGUCCURCAGAGAGACACGAAAAUACCGGUGCAAAGCAAAACMCUGAYUGYGUUAGUAGUGACGAAGUGGAGCAUGUCAUGCUUCAACUAAGUGACACUAGUAAGGACGAKUAAUUUUKCCGAUAUUUGAMAUUUGUAAAUGCGCAUAAAAUGCAGUAAAAGAGCCUUGWUGUGUAAAGAGACAAUUMACRAUUUGAAAUGACUACAUAACAAACUGCUAAUCUUCUUCGUUCUCUUKAAUGAAGUCUUGUAGUUUACUCUAUACGCAUGCUCGUUGGUAUGUUUUGCGACCGUUUCCCACAUGGYUUAUUGCCUGGUCAGUGAUAAAUAUUGAGCGAAAAGUAUAAUUAUAAACGCAAAGAGAACUAAUCUAUGAAAACCUAAAUGUGUCUGUUUUCACUACGUAGCACAUAAGCAUAGCAACGAUAAGCAUAAAUAUAGAAAGAUUGAAAAACAUGUUCGYUUUACUAGGAAACUGUAUGUUUCAAGCUUAUUCUUGUGUUUAAGUGAAAACAAGCUGAUGCCUUUUGCUAUGAUUAUGUCCAGUGAAAAGCUGCCUUUAUUGUACAGUGAUAAAACUAAACAGAAACUGUAUGAAACAAAUAUAAGAGAAUUUGUCUCAAUUCAAAGGUUAUUGAAUAAACUUUAGUCAAAGAAGUAGAGUAGUUAAAACRAGCAACAAACUAUUGUUUUAAGAGCUUAGAAUAAAAGAUUUUAAGCCUGCUUAAAAAUAAAUUUGUAAAAUAAAAAUAUGCAAAACACA
Molecule: messenger RNA, 2682 nt
Organism: Exaiptasia diaphana
Lineage: Eukaryota; Metazoa; Cnidaria; Anthozoa; Actiniaria; Aiptasiidae
Product: beta-1 adrenergic receptor
Exons: 2
Coding region: 864-2033 (389 amino acids)
Biological process (GO): G protein-coupled receptor signaling pathway
Cellular component (GO): membrane
Molecular function (GO): G protein-coupled receptor activity
Source: RefSeq, a predicted model, not a curated record